UUUCACUGAGCUCUUGCGGAAGUACUGACGUGUUCGCAGUGGGACAGCACGAGCGUUAGCUAGUUAGCUAGUUAGGUAGAGCCUGUGUAGAGCCGAGUGACACAGCGGCAGAACCGGGUAAGAGAAAGACAGAAUGUCAGAAGGAGACAGCGUCGGUGAUUCGAUCCAUGGGAAACCUUCAACGAUCGGACGCUUUUUCACAAGGCUUGGGCAGAUCUAUCAAUCAUGGUUAGACAAGUCAACGCCGUUCUCUAUUGUGCGGUGGGGAGUCACACUUCUACUAACGGCCAUCUACAUGAUCAGAGUGUACAUACUACAGGGAUGGUACAUAGUCACAUACGCGCUGGGCAUCUACCACCUCAACCUGUUCAUCGCGUUCCUGUCACCCAAAGUGGACCCGUCUCUGCUUGAUGACGGAGACGAGGGUCCGUCGUUGCCCACCAAGCAGAAUGAGGAGUUCCGGCCUUUUAUUAGGAGACUACCCGAAUUCAAGUUCUGGCAUUCGGCGACGAAAGGCAUCGUCAUCGCCAUGAUCUGCACGUUCUUCGAAGCCUUCAACGUGCCCGUCUUCUGGCCCAUACUGGUCAUGUACUUCAUCAUGCUCUUUUGCAUCACCAUGAAGAGGCAGAUCAAGCACAUGGUCAAGUACAGAUACCUACCCUUCACUCACGGGAAGAGAACAUACAGAGUUGUAGUGUGUGAUCCACAACCCAACCUUCCUCCCUCCUCCCUUUCAGAACCCAUUACUUUAGAGGACACAUGAACAUUGAGUGGUUUAAAUAUUACAAAAGGACGGAGAGGGUUGAAACCUGAGUUUAUUUUUUCCUUUUUUUUCUCCUUUUUUUUUUGGAUGGGGGAGGGGGAUACUGGGACGGGUCUUGAGCAGAGGAUCAUAUGCUAACAGCUAAUCUAGAUAUUUUUUUUCACAAGUUUUCCUGGAGGAGAGAAAACGUAAUCAACACUGUAGUUAAGGAUCAAAACAUUUUUCCUCUGAUAGUGCAUCAUGUUUUUAAGGGUUGUUUUCAGGAUUUUUACAUAAAUAUAUUUUAAAGGUAAUUUUUUUUUUUGUUCUUAAGACACACUGCUGUUUUUCCAAGUGUUAAAAGUAAUUCUGUGUCAUAUAAACCAAUCAAAAUGAAAUGGUAAAAAAUUGGAUACAAGAUUUGUAAAUUGUUUCUCAUGAAAGAAAUUGCAUGUGGUUGGUUUACUUGUGCCGCUGACCAGAACCAGGAAAAAAAAAAAGAUUUUAAUAACUCAAAGUGUAAUUUUUAUCACUCCAAAUGCUAUUAAAACAACGGUGUCUCCUCA
Molecule: messenger RNA, 1308 nt
Organism: Clupea harengus (Atlantic herring)
Lineage: Eukaryota; Metazoa; Chordata; Actinopteri; Clupeiformes; Clupeidae
Gene: rer1
Product: retention in endoplasmic reticulum sorting receptor 1
Exons: 9
Coding region: 134-763 (209 amino acids)
Biological process (GO): protein retention in ER lumen; retrograde vesicle-mediated transport, Golgi to endoplasmic reticulum
Cellular component (GO): Golgi membrane
Source: RefSeq, a predicted model, not a curated record